Molecule: messenger RNA, 1097 nt
Organism: Octopus sinensis (East Asian common octopus)
Lineage: Eukaryota; Metazoa; Mollusca; Cephalopoda; Octopoda; Octopodidae
Exons: 2
Coding region: 422-829 (135 amino acids)
Biological process (GO): signal transduction
Source: RefSeq, a predicted model, not a curated record
UUUUUUAACGUGUACAGUUAGAACGAUUUGGAUAGAAGAUCGACCGAGUACAAAGUCCCUCGUUCAGUCCUACGACGAAGGGAUUUGUUUUAGACCCUAGACGUUCCUUCUUCCUUAAAUACAUAAGUUCCACUUCGUAUUUAUCAUCCCAGGUCAUCAUUUGAAUAACGUCAUUAAGUUAUAGAUUAGACAAGUGGAAGUAACUGUUAAUUGAGGUUUUAAAAAGAAGCCACUUCCUUGUGCUUCUAAUUAUAAGCGGUAUAUUUCGACAGAAAUAAAAAUUAUCCCAUGUUCAACAUCUGAAUAUAAUGUAAUUAAUAUAACAGAGAAACCAACAUAAUCCAGAGAUAAUCUUUCAUUUGAAAGAGUGUAAUUUUUCAAUGAGAUUUUACCAUUAUUGUUUAUGAAAGCACUUUAGAAAAUGACUUCAAAUGAAUAUGACUUUUUCUUACAUUUUGCAAAAGAAGAUGAGAAAGCAGCAUAUGAAGUCCUAGAAAUUUUAGAAGAAGAAUAUAAACACCGAAAGUUGAAAGGUUAUAUUGUUGACCGUGAUUUCGACUGUGUUGGGAACAAAUUCAAAUUAGAAGAAGCAAUAAAAGACAUAGAUAUCAUUUUUGUUAUUUUGUCACAAAAUUCCGAAAGAGAUAAAGAAUUUAUGCAUAUGAAUACUCUAAUAAUGACCAUUCAUUUAAAAAAUGAAGAGAAAAGAAAAACAAUACCUAUCUAUAUUGACGAAGAUGUAGAAGAUAAAUAUAUUUUUAAAACUCUGCAAGGAAUUCCUUAUAACAGUAGGAACUUUUUGUCAAAAAUGAAAAAUAUCUUUCCUUAAAAUCAUGCAUUUUAAUGUGUUUUUUUAUUUGUGACUUUGAGUGUCCAGAUGGCUCGGGAAAUGUGAAAUGUGAAAUGUGAAAUUUGUAAAUCUCUAACGAACAAAACAUGUCGAGAGAUAAUAUUGGUGUUAGGUGGAAGGUGACAAGCUGGCUGAAACGUUAGCACGCCGGGCGAAAUGCUUAACGGUAUUUCAUCUGUCUGUCUUUACAUUCUGAGUUCAAAUUCUGCUGAGGUCGACUUUGCCUUUCAUCAUUUCAGGGUCGAUC